AUGGCCACUAGAACUCCUUCAAGAGCUUAUGACUCUAUUCUAAAACUUUUACUGGUUGGUGAUUCAGGUGUUGGGAAAUCAUGUCUUCUUUUAAGAUUUGUUGAAGAUAAAUUUAACCCAAGUUUCAUCACCACCAUUGGUAUUGAUUUCAAAAUUAGAACUAUUGAAAUUGAUGGUAAAAGAAUCAAGCUACAGGUCUGGGACACUGCUGGUCAAGAACGUUUCAGAACAAUCACCACCGCUUAUUAUAGAGGUGCCACUGGUAUUAUCUUGGUUUAUGAUGUUACAGAUGAAAGAACUUUUGAGAAUGUUAGAAAUUGGUUCCAAACCGUUCAUCAACAUGCAAAUGAAGACACUCAAUUAAUACUUGUUGGUAAUAAGAAUGAUGAAAAAGAUUUAAGAGCUGUUAGUUCUGAACGCGGUGAAAGUUUAGCUCAAGAAUUAGGUAUUCCAUUCUUAGAGGCAAGUGCUAAAACUAAUGAUAAUGUUGAUGAAUUAUUUUUUAAAUUAGCAAAAAUUAUUCAAGAAAACAAUAAAAGUAAUGAAAAUUUAAACUCUAAUAAUGGUGGUAUCAAUGUUAAUUCUAGAACUGAAAGUAAAGGUUGUUGUUAG
Molecule: messenger RNA, 612 nt
Organism: Hansenula ciferrii
Lineage: Eukaryota; Fungi; Ascomycota; Saccharomycetes; Phaffomycetales; Wickerhamomycetaceae
Gene: SEC4
Product: Rab family GTPase SEC4
Exons: 1
Coding region: 1-612 (203 amino acids)
Biological process (GO): protein localization to plasma membrane; regulation of exocytosis; protein secretion
Cellular component (GO): plasma membrane; endosome
Molecular function (GO): GTPase activity; GTP binding
Source: RefSeq, a predicted model, not a curated record